Molecule: messenger RNA, 1547 nt
Organism: Carica papaya (papaya)
Lineage: Eukaryota; Viridiplantae; Streptophyta; Magnoliopsida; Brassicales; Caricaceae
Product: Ras guanine nucleotide exchange factor K
Source: RefSeq, a predicted model, not a curated record
CCUUCAACGGAUGACGCUCACACCCAAAUCCAAAUCCAGUUUCCUCCAGAUGAUCAUGAUCAUCAACUCCUCCAACAUCAAAUGCCAUUACUUCUCCAACCAUCCUAUGCAAGAUCAAAAUCUUCACUUUUUGAUGACUUGCGCAACUUUCGAAUUAGUCUCAAAUGGUGUGCACUCGAUCAUUCUUCCUGCGCUGGAAAAUUAGUCUCCUACUUUGUUUUCUUCUUCCUCACCAUUAUCGUCCCCAUCGUAAGCUGUCUCUCCGUAAAAACCCAACCUGCCGACGACUACUCCUUCUCCUUCAACCUUCUCGCUCAGUUCCCCGAGUCAGGACUAGCCGCAAUCGCUUUCUUAACUCUUCUUCGUUUCUUCAAAAAAUACGGUCUCCGUCAACUCUUGUUCCUCGACGGCCUCCAGGACGACUCUAUACUUGUCCGGCGAGGAUAUACUCGUGAACUCGACAGGGCGUUUCGUUACUUGGCCUGCAUUCUUCUACCCUCCUUCUUCGUCGAGCUCGCUCACAAGAUCAUAUUCUUCUCCUCUGUGAAAAUAUCACUGCCUUACGUGAACAUCAGUUCUGGGUUUCCUUUGAAUUCCACCAUGUUUGUGCUGGUUCUGGUUUCGUGGGUUUACCGAACAGGAGUUUUCUUGCUCGUUUGCGUGCUCUUCCGGUUAACUUGUGAGUUACAGAUUCUGAGAUUCGGAGGACUGCACAAGAUGUUCGAGGGACGUGGGUCGGAUGUGGGAGUGAUAUUUAGGGAGCAUGUAAGAAUCAAGAAACAGUUAUCAGCUACCAGUCAUAGGUAUCGGUUCUUCAUUAUUACGUGCUCUGUUGUGAUCACUGUCAGUCAAUUUGCAGCCUUGUUACUGGUUCUCAUUCCCAAGUCCGAUAAAAGCUUCCUGAAUUCCGGUGAUCUCGUGGUGUGUUCGGCGGCGCAGCUGAGUGGGUUCUUCUUGUGCUUGUUGGGUGCGGCGAGAAUCACACACAGAGCGCAGGGCAUAGUGUCGGUGGCAACCAGAUGGCACAUGAGCGUCUCAUGUGGCUCCUCCGCCGGAUCAGACGAACCCAAACUUCAUGUUCCACGAGACUCAGACGGCGGAGAUACCGACUCUGAUUCCUCUGACAUUUUCCCUUGUACGGUGUCAUCACAAGACUCUGCCUUUUACCAAACCAGGCAAGCUCUAGUUGAUUAUCUUCGACACAACAAUGGGGGGAUUACACUGUAUGGAUAUGCACUGGAUCGUGGACUGCUUCAUACGCUGUUUGCAUUUGAGUUCUCUUUGGUGAUGUGGAUACUGAGUAAGGUGGUAGUUUUGUCUUAGCCAGAUCCUUGCGUCUUGGGAUUUCUUCUCUACCUUUCUUUUUUGCGUGGCAAUCAUCAUGUACAAAUUUAAGAUAAAUGAAGACUUAAAAUCAUUAGAUAGACGAUAAUAUGGAGUGAAAAUAUUGAACUGGAACUGCAAGUGCUUGUUUUAAUUUGUGAUUAUGAAUAUUGAAUAAACAAACAUAUGCAAACCCAGGCCAGAAGAAGAAGAAGAAGAAGAAG